Molecule: messenger RNA, 1086 nt
Organism: Capronia coronata CBS 617.96
Lineage: Eukaryota; Fungi; Ascomycota; Eurotiomycetes; Chaetothyriales; Herpotrichiellaceae
Exons: 1
Coding region: 1-1086 (361 amino acids)
Source: RefSeq, a predicted model, not a curated record
AUGGCGGAACAAGCCCUCGGGCUCGGCCUGACCGCCGUUCCCGUUGCCAUCAAGCACCACGAGAAGGUCUGGGAUCCCAUACACCACCGAUACAAGAAGAUGCGCGGGCAACUGCCAAAGGAAGACGAGGAUAUCUACGAGCAGCGCACCAUGGAAGAGAAGGGGCUUGUCCUGCGGCGUCGGCGCGACGUCGCCCCGGACGAGAAAAUCGUAGAGGUGGUCCGGCACAGGGGCGAAGUUCUCCCUCGGCGACCAGGGCAGCGACGGAGGGCCAGCUCCAUGAACAACGAUCGUGCACUGGUCGGCGGCGCAGCGGCUGGAGCUGGAGCUGGAGCAUACGGCCAUUACCGAGAUCGACGAGACUCUUACUACGACGAUUCGGAGGGGUCCGUACCACCUCGAUCCCGGGUACGAGCGAAAUCCGCCUCGGGUCGAUCUCGACGGGGCCGUAAGUCGUCCGGUUCUUCGUCUUCGUCCUCUUCCUCAUUGCCCUCGUCCACCGAGGAAGAAAAGAAUUGUCGCAAGUUAAAACGCAAAAAAUGGGUCACAGCUGCAUUGGCCAGCGUCGCCACCAUCCACGCUGCAUCGAAAGUAUAUUCCUCGAUCGAAGCCCACGACAAACGCAUGGAAAAGGUCAGAGAAGGUACCUUAUCCCCCGAAGACGCCCAUAAGCAGCAGCGAGCUUCGCGCUGGCAGGAUGCCGCAGCCAUCGGUAUCGCAGCAUUGGGUAUCAAAGGCGCGGUGGGCGAAUGGAACGAGGUGACUGAAGAGCACGCUCAACACAAACAGAUGCUGUUGGAUAGAGAAGAACAUCAUAAAAAGCGAUUGGAGCGGGAGCGGCGGCAACGAGCCAGGGAAAGGGGUGGUUAUUACAAAGGACGAGACGGCCAUUGGUAUUAUGAUGGGGCCGUCCCCCAGAGCAGCUCCAGUCAUCGUGGAGGAAAUGGACCAGGAGGCCGCUAUGCUGACUCAAACUUGGUCAAAGAAUCCGGUCGCGAACGAAGAAGGAUCGAAGACGAGGACGAUCAUGAUAGACGGUACAGGCCUCGGCGCGCGGUGAGUCGGAGUCGUUCGGACGACUACUGA